Molecule: messenger RNA, 2292 nt
Organism: Drosophila nasuta
Lineage: Eukaryota; Metazoa; Arthropoda; Insecta; Diptera; Drosophilidae
Exons: 2
Coding region: 574-2100 (508 amino acids)
Source: RefSeq, a predicted model, not a curated record
CACCACUAUUAAGUUCUUGUUGUAUUUUUAUUUUUCGAGCAGCAGUCGUUGAAGCAACCAGUCAAUGGAUGUGGCAUGGAAGUGGAAGUUUAAGCUGGAACUGAAGCUGAAGCUGAAGCGGCCGCAAAUUGAUUUGGCCAACAUCAGUUGCCGUUUAGAAGCCGCCGCGUUUAGACCACAAAUCGUACGUAAAGCGAAAGAAGAAAACGCGAACUUGAAAAUUCGAAAACUGUUCGAGAAGCAAACAAAAAUAACAACAACAACAAUUCGCUGCGAGCAUUCAACUUGGAUGAUUGCGAAUAUCGAUGGGCAAGUGGAAUUUGAGAACAAUGAGAAUUGCUGUUGUUGUGUGAGCUGCUGCCCAACAAAACCGAAAUGAAACAAUAAAACCAAGCAGCUAACUGUGAACUGAAGAUACAAAUAAAAAACUAAUAACAACAAUAACAACAACAACAAGAGACUCUUCAAAAGUGGCACAUCAUUUCUGUGAAUAGAAAUCGAAACUGAAACGAACUGCGACGAACUUUUUUGGCAAAACAAAAUUACAAAGACAUUUCUUGUGCCAAUUUGAUUAUGGCCAGCAAGCAGCAACUUCUCUUCAUCUUGUUGUGGCAACUCUUUGCCUUUGGUGGUCAACUGGUGCUCGCCCAGGAUGAGCCAGAGGCACAGCAGCUGCAGGUGCCUCGUCCAAGGGGUCGUAUACGUAUUGCGGACAUGCAACCGCCACCGCUAGCGCCAGUGGGUCCAAUGAAUUGGCCCACUUAUGGAGUUGCUCCAGCACCAAUGCCUGCCACAUCCACGGUGCACGCUCAUAUUCCCUUGCUGCGGGAGCAGCUCACCAGCAGCAGUACUGCGAGUGUGCCGCUGUCCUUGCCGCUGCCCAACGAGGAGGGAGGUGUGCAAGAGUCAGUGGUGUAUGGCAACUGGAAGCCUGAGCAUCCGCUGCAGCCACAGGAGGAGGAGACGCAGCCGAAGCAGCGUGUCUAUGGACGUCUAGAGGCUAUGCUUAUGGGCAUGCCAGCGGAGGCCAUGGACAGACGCGACGUGUCUAGUGAGGAGUUGGAAGCUCAGUCGGAGCAACGCACAGCAGCUGGAGGCUAUCAAAAUCCCUAUGCACGCCAGGAUAGCUACGAGCGAGCACAGAACUCUGGACAUCGACGCUGGCGUCCGCCAAUGCCAAAUGGCUUCAAAGAAUCAAAGCUGCAGCCAAAGCCACAAUAUCCGGGACAAACUGAAUCGCAGACUUCCUUUGAGGUCAUCCACUUGAAUGCAUCGGAUCCGAUAUUCAAAGCAAUGGCUAAGCAGAUCAAUGAAUCGAUAGAGACGACAACCGCUCGACGUCAGGCCACACACACGACCGAGGACAACUGGAUGCCAUUGCCUUAUCCCUAUCCGACGCACAGCUACGAGAGCACCCAACCGGUGCCAGGAGCGGCUCUGAGUUCAACUAUCAGCAGAGUACGCAGCACAGAAGCAGCCACACAGCAACCGACUCAAAGAGUGGAGUCCACCACUAUUGCACUCAAUUGGCCCACCGAUUUUCUGGAUGCUUCGCCAAGCAGCACGCCCCGAACUUACACGGAUUCUGGCAUCAGCAUCGAUCGUGUGGACAACAUCGAUAGCAUUGAUCGCAUCGACGAUGACGUGGUGGAUCACGACGAUUACAAGUACUAUGAGGAUAGUUUGAGUUCCGCUCAAAUGCAUAGUGAACUGAGUGUGCCGGAGACUUUGAUUCCCCACCUGCCACUCAAUAUAACGCGUGUGGGAAUUCCGUACGAGGAUCGUAACUCCCUCGAGGAGCCAACCAUUUGUGUGCCGCUCACAGUGACCGAGACAGCCUCGGAGAGUGCCACUCCGCUGCUGAUCGAGGUGGAACGUGUCUAUUGCUUCCCACUGCCCAAGGUAGAGGUCAGAACGGGCACCAUUAAGCGGCAACAGCAUCCAGAAUUGGAACUGGAACAGGAACAAGAGCAUCACGCCAAUGGCACAUCUCUGCCUGCGGAGGAGCCACAGCCAGCAGUAACAGCUGGGGCAAGUUCUCGGUAUAAUUUCUUGGCAGUGCUUCUAAUUAUUGGGAGCUGCAUAUUGACGCGUUUUUAGACUAAUUAGAGCUUAGCUUAAGUUCAACUCAGGGGCUACUUGUAAUUAGAAAACUACUUAUUUAAACAAUUAAAGCAAAAUCAAACUUUAAUAUGAGUAUUAUUAAAUAUUGAUGGAUGACAAAUUUGCUUUCAAUUAUUUCUCUUUAAUAAGUCGACAACACAAUUUCCAAUGGUGAACCUUUUCAAAAUA